Molecule: messenger RNA, 1959 nt
Organism: Perkinsus marinus ATCC 50983
Lineage: Eukaryota; Perkinsozoa; Perkinsida; Perkinsidae
Product: RNA-binding protein rsd1, putative
Exons: 7
Coding region: 1-1890 (629 amino acids)
Biological process (GO): mRNA processing
Cellular component (GO): nucleus
Molecular function (GO): RNA binding
Source: RefSeq, a predicted model, not a curated record
AUGCCAACUUCUGAGGACGGCUCUCCGCCUCGCUCUCCUGGGCCUGGCCCACGUGAACCCGCCACCGAGAGUCCUCGUGAUAAAGAAAGAGAUCAUCGAGAGGACCGUGGGGCUGAUGGUGAUGGAGAGGACCGACCUCGAGACGAUAGUCAAAAUGGUGGUCAUGCGGGUGGACCUCGAGAUGGAGAAAAUCGGGGAAGGCGUGGUAACCGUCCGGACCGAUCUCGAGAUGACCGUGAUCGUGAAGGGUCGCGUCGACAUGGUGGCGACCGUGAAAAGUCUCGCUCUAAUGAUGCUGACCAUGAGGAUCCACGUCGUGAUAAAGAGGACCGCGAGGACCGUCGCCGUGAUGAAGGGGACCGUGAGGACCGUCGCCGUGAUGAAGGGGACCGUGAGGACCGUCGUCGUGAUGAGGGUGACCGUGAGGAGCGUCGUCGUGAUGAGGGUGACCGUGAGGAGCGUCGUAGUGAUGAGGGGGACCGUGAGGUGCGCCGUAGAGAUGAAGGUCGCCGUGAUGAUGGAGGAGAUAUCCCGCGUCGUGGCAUGGGCAGAGACCAUCAUCAUCUCAAGUUUCGGCAGCAACGUCGAAGGGGCUCUCCAAGUCAUUCCCGCUCACGAAGCCGUCCAAGGCAUUCGAGGAGGGAAAGUAGUCGGUCACCUCCGAUGGCCCAUGGUCGGGAGGGCAGGACCAAGCGAUCGAGGGAUGAGGAGGAAUACCUCAGGUCACGGAAGAGGGGUAAGGAAGAGGACCUGAGGCGGGAGCAUCAACACCAGAGUCGGUCUAGAGCGUCUCGGACGGUCCUUAUAGCGCAGUUGGGCAUGGAUGUAUCCGACCGCACUGUGUACCUCCUCAUGAGCAAGAUGGCUGGGAAAGUGAGAGAUGUUCAGAUCAUUCGAGAUGGCCGCUCUCAGAGGUCUAAGGGUAUCGCUUAUGUAGAAUUCGAGGAGCAGGAGAGUGCUAUGAAGGCCCUCGGUAUAGAGCCUACCUCCUUAUGGACCAAGCUGGGCCAUGGGGCUAACAUACAGCCUAGUCAGGCCGAGAAGAACCUCAACUCGACUCAGGCCGUUCUGAAUCCUUCCGGCGAGAGGGUCAACGAAUGCAGGCUCUACGUCGGUGGGAGUGCGAACCUUGUGGCCGACCUCAGUGAGGACGACCUACGAGCCCUGUUCCAACCAUUUGGUCCACUCGACUUCGUCGACCGCCAUCCUCGAAAUCAGGGAGAAGGAGGAACGUAUGCCUUCGUGCAGUAUGGGGAUUCCGAUCAUGCUAGGAGCGCCCUUAAGGGCCUCAGUGGGAUGAUGAUAGGAGGCAAGGAGCUGAAGGUUGGUAUGGCGACAUCGGCUGCAUCGGCAGGAUUGGCGUCCUCGGUGGUCGUGGGCCCAAACACUGAUCUUGACCUUGUGGAAGAUAACGAGGAGGGUCCAUCAACUCACACGGGCCUCCUCAAGGACAACCUCUCCCGAGCUAGGCUCAUGCGGGCCAUGGUCCGAGAGCCCAUAUCUGAAGGCAGUUCUCUCCUCAUGAAGUCUGCUAGCCGACUCCCGGCCUCUAACUUGGCUUCAGCGGCCUCAGGGGCGGCCACGGGGACCGGCAGUCGAGUGUUGAUCCUGCGGAACCUCUGGGCUGCGGGGGAUCAGCUAAUGCAUGAGGGAGGACCUGAGAAGUUCUUCAAGGAGAUCACCAACGACGUGAAGUCUGAGGCUGUCCGGUUUGGCACGAUAGUAGGAUGUUGGCUCGACGAGGCUUCUGAGAAUGGGGACUGUUGGUUGAGAUUCACCACGGGCUCUGCUGCGGCUAAGUGUGCCCUUGGCCUCAAUCGACGGUGGUUCGCAGGCAGGCAGCUGGUGGCAGUCGUUGUAUCAGAGGACAAGUGGGACACCGGCCUCUGAGAUUGACACAUACCACAACAACACCAACGAUGAUCGAACUUCGUCAAACUACACUGUAUCAAGUAUCGU